Messenger RNA from Euleptes europaea (tarantolino), 1436 nucleotides. RefSeq names its product alpha-1-antitrypsin-like. The record is from RefSeq and is a predicted model, not a curated record. Gene Ontology annotation, molecular function: serine-type endopeptidase inhibitor activity. Gene Ontology annotation, biological process: negative regulation of endopeptidase activity. The transcript has 5 exons. The coding region runs from base 108 to 1427 and encodes 439 amino acids. NCBI's taxonomy places the organism in Eukaryota, Metazoa, Chordata, Lepidosauria, Squamata, Sphaerodactylidae.
GAGAAACUAAUUAGCCAGUACAGAGGAUGCUCAGCUCCCUUUGCCAAUCUCAGACGAAGUGAAUGAGGAGUACUGCAGACGUAAAGAAAACAACUGAGUCCUAUUGAAUGAACUGGAGAAAAAUGAAGCCCAUUAUUCUCCUGGUCAUCUUCGUUACUGGGAUCUUAGCUCACAACGCUUUCCCUCCCAAUUCCGGAAAUCAAUACUACGAUAACAAUUGUGACAACCAUCUGUAUCCCCUUGAUCGGAAUUAUCCAAACCAACCCAAUCUAGGAAGAAGCCAAACUCCAAAUGAGAUCGUAGUCGGCACUAAUUCCAACUUUGCAUUCAAGUUCUUGAAGCUAGCUGCUUCCAAUGGAGACCAGAGGGACAAUUCAGGCAAGAAGAAUCUGGUCUUCUCUCCCAUGUGUAUCUCGUCUGCAUUUGCCAUGCUGGCUUUGGGUGCCAGGUCAGAAACUUUAGAUCAGAUCCUCACAGGACUGAACUUUAAACCAACAGAGAUCGCAGAAAGGAACAUACAUGAAGGUUUCCAUGAUCUCAUCUACAUGUUAAACAGUGGGAGCUCAGGCCUCCAUAUGGAAAUGGGGAGUUGCCUAUUUGUACAAAACAAACUCCACCCACGACCAGAUUUCUUAUAUGGUCUCCGAAAUAUCUAUAGAGGAGAUAUCUAUAUGGAAAAUUUUAAGAACACAGCAGAAGUUAUACAACAUAUCAAUGGCUACAUUGAAAGGAAAACCCAUGGGAAGAUUUCUAAGCUUGUCGAUCGAGUUGAUCCAGUUACUGAACUACUAAUGGUUAGUUUCUUUUACAUGAAAGCCAAUUGGAAGAAGCCUUUUAACCCAAAGUACACUGAGCAACGUGAGUUCUACGUUGACCCUUACACUGUUAUCAAAGUGCCAACAAUGUUCCAGAUGGGCAUGUUUGAAAAUGGCCGUGAUGAGCAGAGGGCUUGCACCAUUUUGAAAAUGCCCUACGAAGGACAUGCUGAUGCAUACAUUAUCCUGCCUGACAAAGGAGAAAUGGACAGGGUGGUCAGGAGCUUGUCAAAUGACGCCGUGCGAGCUUGGAAGAGUAUACUCCAGAGGAGCUCUGUAGAUUUGUAUAUUCCAAAAUGUACAGUUCAUGGAGAGCUGAAUCUGAAAGACAUCAUGUAUUCCAUGGGUAUAGUAGACGCCUUCACUGAAAAAGCAGAUCUGUCUGGAAUCACAGGACAGCCUCAGCACAGGCUUAAUGGCGCCAUUCAUAAGGCUAUAAUGGUGAUAGACGAGAAAGGAACAGAAGCAUCAGCAGCCUCUGCGAUGGAUCUGGUACCCAUGUCCGUGCCGACUAAAUUUGAAGUCAACAGGCCUUUCUUGGCAUUGCUUGUUGAAAGAAAAACUGCCAGCAUUAUCUUCAUGGGGAAGAUCUCAAGCCCUGCUAUGAGCUGAAUAAGCAAA